This is a messenger RNA of Camelina sativa (false flax), 1512 nucleotides long. The record is from RefSeq and is a predicted model, not a curated record. Lineage: Eukaryota; Viridiplantae; Streptophyta; Magnoliopsida; Brassicales; Brassicaceae.
UAUACUGUCUUCUCUCAACUCAGUACGAAACCACGCCGUAAAAUUAAUGGCGAAGACUAAUACUUUUGCAGCUCUACCACUCACCAACUUCAAAUCACCGUCGCUGUUCCGUGUCAAGAACUCUUCUUUUAUCAGUUUCACCGAUACCCAUUUCCUCCGACAAUCGAAUUUGACGAGCAUAGUAAGAUCUUCAACUCCAAGAGGAAUUGGGUUCGUUUCAUGUUCUUCGGUCACGGACGAAGCUUCUUCUGAAGAGCUACAAGUUCAAACCUUGUAAAAUCACCUUCCCUCUCUAUUGUCUUUGCUCCAUAAACCUGUAUCUGACUAUAAUUGGACUGAUCUUUCUGGGUUUCUGAUUAAAAUUCCCAUUGAUGAGGAAAUGUGGUUUUUGUUGGUGUUUUCUCGGACAUGGAAGUGGAAAGGUUACUCGAUAAGAUAUCAGUGUGCUGGAACCAGUGGCCCUGCCUUGGUCUUGGUUCAUGGUUUCGGUGCUAACAGUGAUCAUUGGAGGAAGAACACACCUAUUCUUGGGAAAACACAUAGGGUGUACUCUAUCGAUCUUAUUGGAUAUGGAUACUCCGAUAAACCGAAUCCUCGUGAGUUUGGUGGAGAACCAUUCUACACUUUUGAGACAUGGGGUGAGCAACUCAAUGAUUUCUGUCUUGAUGUGGUCAAAGAUGAAGCCUUCUUUAUAUGCAACUCUAUCGGAGGACUUGUUGGUCUUCAGGCAGCAGUAAGUAAGCCAGAGAUAUGCAGAGGGCUUAUGCUUAUUAACAUAUCACUCCGCAUGCUUCAUAUCAAGAAACAACCAAUGAUUGGAAGACCUUUCAUCAAAUCGUUCCAGAAUUUACUUAGGAAUACUCCGGUUGGAAAAUUAUUUUUCAAGAGCAUUGCUAAACCAGAGACAGUUAAAAGCAUUCUUUGCCAGUGUUACCAUGAUAGCUCGCAAGUGACAGAUGAACUAGUUGAGGCAAUACUACGUCCAGGACUUGAGCCUGGUGCAGUUGAUGUCUUCCUUGAAUUCAUCUGUUAUUCCGGUGGACCGCUUCCAGAGGAUUUACUCCCACUGGUCAAGUGCCCGGUUCUAAUUGCAUGGGGAGAGAAAGAUCCAUGGGAGCCAAUUGAACUUGGACGAGCAUAUAGCAAUUUUGACGCAGUUGAAGAUUUCGUUGUUCUUCCUGAAGCCGGCCACUGUCCUCAGGACGAGAAACCGGAGAUGGUGAACCCACUUAUUGAAUCAUUCGUUGCGAGACAUUAAAAGUACAAUACAUCCAUCGGUCCAGACAUUUGAUCUUUCUACAUUUUUGUAUAUCUGUAGUUCUGUACAGAAACACAUCUUGUGAACCCACACGAAUUGAACACUCACAGAGUUGUGCAUGAACUGUCAAAGGUCUUCCUACAAGUGCACAACUGUGAUUGUAUUAUGCAUGGAGAUAUUGAUGGGAGUAACAAGCUCCGCAAGAGAAACAUAAUAACAAUCAUUUUCAUUUGUUAUAUACAAAAGAAUUUAUA